AUGGACAGCAAGAAGACACCUUUCAUGUUCCCUCUCACAUUGCUGGUACUUACUCUUGGAGUCAUCAUGUUGGAUUCGGCACAAGGUCUGGACUUAAAUCAUCUCAACAAAAGAUGUCAACUUACAAGAGACUCAAAGUUCCCAUCAGUGAUUAGUGUCUCAUUAAACAUCACCGGCCAAUCAAUGCCAGCGGGUCCUGAUGUGAGGAGGCGAUCUCUGUCCCCUUGGGAUUACAGCAUUGAUGAAGAGCCUAACAGAUAUCCUUCAAGAAUUGCUAUUGCUAAAUGCCGCCAUCAGCGGUGUGUGGAUGCUGAUGGUGAAUUGAUGGAUAGCGGGAAUUCCGUUGAGAUCAGACAGGAGAUCCUGGUCCUGUAUCGAGAAAUGAAAGACUGUAAACCGACCUACAGACUGCAGAAGAAGUUGAUUACUGUGGGCUGUACCUGUGUCCGGCCUAUCAUCCAACACCUAAUGUAA
This is a messenger RNA of Pelobates fuscus (common spadefoot toad), 474 nucleotides long. Its product is annotated as interleukin-17A-like. Gene Ontology annotation, biological process: inflammatory response. Gene Ontology annotation, cellular component: extracellular region. Gene Ontology annotation, molecular function: cytokine activity. The coding region runs from base 1 to 474 and encodes 157 amino acids. NCBI's taxonomy places the organism in Eukaryota, Metazoa, Chordata, Amphibia, Anura, Pelobatidae. The transcript has 3 exons. The record is from RefSeq and is a predicted model, not a curated record.